AUGACUACUCAAAGAUUACCGGCAAGGAAUACGAGAAUUUUUGUAUUUCAGAUGAACAACUUUAUAAGCGCGUUCUACGAUGCAGUUUUACUAUACGCAAUCGCUUUGAACGAGACGAUCACAGCCGGAAUGGAUCCACGGAAUGGGCACAGCAUUACUAGCAAGAUGUGGGGACGAACGUUCGAUGGUUUGUUCUGUAGAAGAAAGACAGUUCAGGAAGUUGCAUACUACUCGGGAGCGUCAAAUGAGCUGAAGAAGGUGACCGAUUUCCACUGGAUAGGCGGUAAACCACCACGAGAUUCACCCAUUUGCGGUUACGACAAUAGUAAAUGUCCCAAGGGUUACCCUCUUCACGUUUACCUAUUAGCUGCUUCUGCUGGUCUGAUAAUGUUACUAACUCUGUUGUUUGUGUUCUUCUGGAGGCGAUACAAAUUGGAACAAGAAUUAGCGGCAAUGUCAUGGAAGAUUCGAUGGGAGGAACUCGAUGGUGAAGAAUCACAAAGGAAAGAGAAGAAGAAAGCAAAGAAAAAGCGAUCGGGUGGCAAUUUCUUCGAGUCCUAUCCACUCUUACGUUCGAACUCACGUGGUGGCAGCGUGAGCAGCGACAAGCGCUCAUCUAGUUCUGGUACUACAAGAAAAAUCUCUGCAAUGAUUGACAGAAAAUUCAGUAUAUUCACUAGAAAGAAAAGCUCUCUGAAUCAGGACAAAAACGGUGGCCUCACUGGAAAUCAUGCAAAUUCUCUCAAAGCUAUUGAGUCCGGAGAAUGUUCGCCGAUGAAUGAGGUGCAUUUUCACAUGCCAGAAAAUCCCCUUAUUUCUUCUCCAUCAGGGGAUUCAGAUUGUAAAAAGAAGAGCAGUGGGGAAGAAGAUUUUGAUAUCAUAGCAAAGAAGAGCCUCAGUUUGCGGAAUCGGAAGCUUUCGUUUUUCGGCUCGAUCAAGAAACACCUUCAGAGCGGUGGCUCUGCGGAGACAAUCGCACAAAACAAUGGACAAAUAUACACGAAGACUGCAUUUUACAAGGGAAUAAUGGUGGCCAUCAAGAAAUUGAACAUCGAUCAGAAAAAAUAUCCUAAAUUGGACUUGUCAAGAGCGCAAUUGAUGGAACUUAAAAAAAUGAAAGAUCUUCAACAUGAUCAUGUCACAAGAUUCACUGGUGCUUGUCUCGACGCGCCUCAUUGGUGUAUUGUGACCGAAUAUUGUCCGAAGGGUUCGCUUGAAGAUAUUCUCGAGAACGAUCAGAUCAAACUCGACAACAUGAUGAAGUACUCACUACUACACGAUCUGGUCAAGGGAUUGUAUUUUCUUCAUAAUAGUGAAAUCCGAUCACACGGCCGAUUGAAGUCGUCCAAUUGCGUGGUGGACAGUCGAUUUGUCCUUAAAGUCACUGACUUUGGUCUGCAUGGUCUUCAUGCGAUGGAAGAAAACACAGUAGAUGAUAUUGGAGAGCAUGCUUUCUAUAAAAAAUUACUCUGGACUGCACCAGAAUUGCUACGAAAUCCAAAUCCACCACCAAUGGGGACGCAGAAGGGCGAUAUCUAUUCGUUUGCAAUUAUUCUUCAUGAAGUGCUCUGGCGAAAAGGCGUAUUUCCGUGCAAGAACGAGAACCUUUCACCGUACGAGAUCGUCCAACGUGUAAGGAAGCCGGUGGCCAAUCCAGACGAUGUUUUCCGACCGUAUGUACCAGAUAGUUUGGACGCGGACGACGAGAUUAACCAGAGUUUACUGGAAUUGAUGCGUUGUUCAUGGGCUGAAAAUUACCAUGAACGGCCAGAUAUCUCAAUGAUACGAAAGGCGGUUCGUAUGCUUAAUAAGGAUAACGAAACUUCAAAUCUGGUCGACAAUCUCCUAAAGCGUCUUGAAUUAUACGCGAAAAAUCUCGAAGGCCUCGUAGAGGAACGAACACGUGAAUACCUUGCAGAGAAGCAGAAAGUCGAAGAUCUUCUUCACCAACUGUUGCCACCUUCUAUUGCUGAUCAACUAAUUUCUGGUAAAGCAGUACAAGCAGAAUCGUAUGAUUCGGUCACAAUCUACUUCUCUGACAUUGUCGGUUUUACCGCCCUCUCUUCGCAAUCCACACCUUUGCAAGUUGUCACACUUCUCAACGACUUAUAUCUAGCCUUUGAUGGUGUUGUAGAUAACUUCAAAGUUUACAAAGUAGAAACUAUAGGUGAUGCCUACAUGGUGGUCUCAGGUCUUCCGGAACGAAGGGACGAUCAUGCGUCACAGAUUGCACAGAUGAGCUUGGCCUUGUUGCAUAAGGUGAAGAACUUUGUGAUCCGACAUCGACCGAACGAUCAGUUGAAGCUGCGCAUUGGCAUGCAUUCCGGCUCCGUGGUCGCUGGUGUUGUCGGAUCGAAAAUGCCACGAUAUUGCCUUUUUGGUGACACUGUGAACACAUCGAGUCGUAUGGAAAGCAACGGAUUACCGCUUCGGAUUCAUGUUUCAUCUGUGACAAAGGAGAUUUUAAGUAAAGAUACGGGUUUCCGACUAGAACUGAGAGGUGAAGUUGAAAUGAAAGGUAAAGGUCGAUUGACAACAUACUGGUUGAAAGGCUAUCGCGAUGUGAACAUCCCAGACUUCGGUGCGGAGUACCAGUGA
Angiostrongylus costaricensis is the source of this 2598-nucleotide messenger RNA. The record is from the annotation of a GenBank genome assembly. Lineage: Eukaryota; Metazoa; Nematoda; Chromadorea; Rhabditida; Metastrongylidae.